Messenger RNA from Pogonomyrmex barbatus (red harvester ant), 559 nucleotides. RefSeq lists its product as uncharacterized. The record is from RefSeq and is a predicted model, not a curated record. NCBI's taxonomy places the organism in Eukaryota, Metazoa, Arthropoda, Insecta, Hymenoptera, Formicidae.
AAGCGGUCAUCACGUGCGAUAUCGGCGCUCGCGGCGCUCGUGGGGCAUACGUCAUGCUAGUGCGGGUCAGGUGACCCGGAGAAAAGAAGAAACGGAGCACGACUCCGUGAUGAGCGUGCUGAGGCUCUUCGUGGGGCAUUUAAUACUCGGAGUCAGAGAGAAGCAAAAGAAAAAAUUUGCUGAUAUGCUGCAACAGCAGCAAAAACAGCAUGAGCUGCAAAUGCAGCAAUUGAGAGAGCAGCAUGAGCUGCAAUUGCAACAGCUGCAGGAGCAGGUAAAUUUGCUGAAACAACAACCGCAGCAGCAACAGCAGCAGCAGCAAGAUAGUGUGCCUUAUAGACAAAAUAGUGGUGGACGUUCCCGUGCAAGAUGGGCCUUGCAACGAGGGGGACGUAUGACAUAUAGUUGGAGGGGUCCAGAGAGGAGAAAGAGGCCGGGAAGGAAAUAGAGAAGGAAGAGGCCGGGGAAAAAAUAUAAUUGUAAAAAAAUAUUAUUUUAAAUAAAAAAUAUAAAAAUAAAUUUAAGUGGAUUAUGUCAGCACUCUUACCUUUUCAUUAUU